CUGGCCCACCCCGGUCCCGACUACCGGCAGUCCCUGGACGGCGACGUCAAGGGAAUGAAAAUCGGCGUCAUCAAGGAGCGGGCCGAUUCCCAAGACGUGGAACCGGACAUCAAAGAGGCGGUCGACCGGGCAAUAUCGCUUCUGGAGCAAAUGGGCGCCUCAAUCGAGGAGGUCUCCAUCCCGCUGAUCGACUACAGCACGGUAAUCUUCCAGGCGAUAUCCCGAAUGGAGGCAGCCAACGUGCAUGGGGCUGGAUCAGAGAACGACUCGAUGACUUCCCCCAUGGAAUCCGUGUAA
This is a messenger RNA of Geodia barretti, 297 nucleotides long. NCBI's taxonomy places the organism in Eukaryota, Metazoa, Porifera, Demospongiae, Tetractinellida, Geodiidae. The record is from the annotation of a GenBank genome assembly.